AAAAAUUAGAUUUUACUUGUAAUAUUGAUUCCUAUAAUUCUGAUUCUAAUGUUAGCUGUGUUAUAAGUUGGAUUACUUGGCUUUGUGAGUAUUCCAAGUUUUUAGGAUUCUCUCUUAGAAUUUCAUAUAAAUAGACAUCUAAAUGGUUUGUAAAUAGAGAUGAAUAUCAUAUAGCAAGUAAAUAAUUGUUGGAUGAUAGGAAAUUUACAUCUAAUACUAAGCAUAUUUUAAUUAAAUAUUUGGUGUAAGUGCACAUUUGAGACAUUAUUGUUUUGGUGAGUUUUAAAACUAUUCAUCCUGGUAUUUCUUUUAAUUUAUUUAGGACUUUGGAUGAAAAGUAAAUUGCUCCAUAUUCAUUUUCAUCUGGUGAAUUAACAGAUGAAUAAUAUAUAGUAGCCUGGAGUCAUUCUAAAUAUAAAAAGUUGGAAUAAUUACAAAGAGAAAAUCGUCCUUUAAGUUUUUUGAUGAAUAAGAUUACAUAAUCACUUAUAUUAUCAGAUAUCAUAAUAAAGUAUUAUUUAAAUGAUUUAAAAAUAGUAAUACAAGAUCACUUUCGUAAGAUUUAUAAAUAGCAUCUGAUGAUAAAGAAGAUGAUUCAACUCUUAUUGCAAUAAAUUAUGCUUCUUUAAUGGUUCAUUGUACAGAUUCAUUAGUAAUGAGAAUACCAUAAUUUACAAAAAAUUAAUAAAUUUUACUAAACAACAUUAAUACUGUAGAUUGGUUACCGACAGAAGAAUUUGAAUUAGAUUCUACCUUGAAUUUCACAAUGUCAUAUUAGCAGAACGAUUAAUUUACAUUAAAUCCAUCGUUGACAAUAACUUAAAUAAUAUCUUAAGAUAAUGAUAAGAAAUGCUAUUUAACAGCAAAGAUUUCAAAUUAAUAUUUGCUUGAUUUAACAUCAAGACAUUAUUAAUAACAUGAGAGUUAAGGUGAGAGGGAACAUGAGUUAUUUACAGCUAUCAUCAAUAAUUAAUUCACAACUUUAGCUCCUUAAGAUUUUAGUAAUAUGGCUAUUUUUGAAUCUAUCAUUAAAUACAUAGUAAAAACUAAAGAUUUUAGUGAUUCUUCUCGUGAUACUUUAAAUGAAGAUUUAGCACCUUAAAUACUCAAUUAAUGUAAAGAAUUAGCAUAAAAUACAACACUUAAUUCAACAUCUUUAACUUAUUCGUUUGGUUAAAAUAAAUUUUAUAUGUUAUUCUCUAAAGUCAAUAUAUAUUCAACAAAGAAAGUAUCAAUAAUUACUGCACCUGAAAAUGGAAGAAGAUAUGUUUAUAUUGAACCAGAAGAAAAUAAUUUUAUGAUGCCAUCAUUUAUUUUGGUUCAUUAUUUUGAAGAAUAAUCACUUAUUUAAGAACUUUAUGAAGGAACAUCAUUAAAUAAUGUCAGAAUAUUAGAAAUUAUAGUGUUAAUUGUUAUAAUCGUAUUAUCUGUUCGUAAUAAUAUAUCGAUAUAUAUUAGUUAUAUUUUUAUUUGUUUGGUACACAGCUACUAGAAUUGGAUUAUCUUUUGAAUAACCAAUUAAAGUUUUAACUGAUUUUAUGAAUAGUAUUGAUAUAUAAAAUAUGGAUCAAGAGGAAGAAUUAAUUAACUAUUAAGAUUAUUUUAACUCUUUUGAAAUUAAAUCUUUAUUUCAAACUAUGAAUAUAUUUGUUACAACCAUUAAAUAUUCUAAUCAAAAAUAUUCUAAUUCUAAACAUUCUGAUGCUUUAGCAUUAAUGGAAUUGAGUAAGGCUAAAGAUUUUUAUAAAAAAGAAAUUGGAAAUAUGAGUGCAGUAGGAAUUUGUGCAAAUAAUAUUGGAAUCUUACAUAUGAAAGGAGGAAGAGUAUUUGAAGCUAUUAAUGAAAUGGAAGAGGCUAUCUAUAUUGCUAAAUUAGAGUUAAUUGAAAUUAAAGAAUUAAAAAAAUGGUGUUUAGGUAUGUAAGCUGCAUUGUAAGAACCUAAUCUCUAUUAAAAUUUCAAAUUAAGACUAAAAGUAUUGGCAUAAAAGUUUAAAUAAUAAAUGAAAAUUAAUUGGAUAAGUGUAUAAAUAAAGAAAAAAGAUAAUAAAUCAAAAAAGGUUGAAAGUUAAUUAAAAUUAAAUUCAUAGUCUCUAAUUAAUAAAACAAAAGAUUAACAUAAUAAAAAUUAAUCUACAACCCAAUUAUUAUAAAAAACUAAUAUACCACAUAUUGCAUUAAUUAAUACUGGUACAUAAAAUAAAAUCACUUAAAUAUAAACUAAUUCUAUUCAAACUCCCUUAUAAAAAAAGAGAUAAAGUGGAAGAAUAUCAUUUGCAGAUAAUAGAUAACAUUUGUAACCAAUUAAUUCACUUGAUCAAGAAUAAUCUCUUUAAAUAUCACCUCAACUUUCUCCAAAUUUAUCCAAUAAUCGAGUAAAAUAUUUAGGUGGUCAUUCUUAUAAUUAAAGUAGUAUUAUCAGCUAGAGAUUGGAUUUGAAAGAGAGUAUCAUUCAAUAAGAUGAAAGAUAAAAAGAUGAGGAAUAUAGACACGAUUAAGAAGAAAGAGUAAGAGGAGACUCUGGAUAAUCUACAGGAGGAAUGACAGAAUUAUAAAUGAUUGAAGAAAAGAUUGCAGAAUUGAUGAAAAAGAAAUAAUUAGCCAAAGCUAAAUUAUUAAAUAGAUAAUUUUAAUUAGCUCAAUUUAUGUUUACUAUUUGUAUGCAAAAUGAAAUCUUUAUUCCAGAAACACUUAAAUUAUUUAAUGAUUUUGAAGCAACUGCUGAAAAAGAUUAAAAAUUUACAUAAAGUAAUGUAGUUAGAUUAAUUAAUCUUCAUGUUAAAAAAGCUCUUUGUUAUAUAUAAAUAGGAGAUUUAAGUAAUUUUAAAAUAUCCGAAAAAAAAGCCUUAGAAUAUUACAACAAAUUGAAUGAAAAUUUUAAUUCUGAAUUUAAUUAGGCAGAACAAGAUUUCAAUUUUGUUGACAUGUUUAAAAAUGUACCUAAAGAGGUAUUACUUUCAAAAAUUAUGUAAUUAUAAGCUAUAUAUUAAUUAAUUGAUGGAAAUUUCAAAACAGGUGCUGAGAUAUUAACAUAAAUAAUAGAAUUAGGUGAAUAUUAUGAUCCUGAAGUACGUGAUUUCUGUUUAAUGGUCUUAGAGAAAAUCUUUAAUCUGUUUAAUAUUUCUCCAUUGCCUAUUCAAUAAUUUAGAAACUAAAUCUCAAUAAAUAUCUAUGAAAUUGUAUUUAUGAUUGAUUACUCCAAAGAAAUGACCCUUGAGUAAAUUAAUUUAUCUCAUAGCAUUUCAACUAAGAUCUUUCAUAUUUUAUAACCUUAAGAUUUAGUUGGUAUGUAUGGAUUUAACAAUUCUUUACAUGAAGCCUUUCCAUUAUAACCAAAAGGAACAUAUAAAGAUUUAUUAACUAAAUAAUUGUUUAUGGCUAUUACUGUACCUGGAGGAAAAUCAAAGUUAUUCUAAGCCUUAAAAUAUUCUGUAAAGAAUUUCUUUGAACAUAAAAUUACUAUUUAUGAUAGUGAUUAAGAGAAAAAGAAAAAUAGAAAUUUAAAUGAAAAAUAAAAAAUGUAAUUGCCCCCAGUUGCAGAAGAAGAUGAAGGAAAAAGUAUGAUUGCUGAUAAUGUUGAUGAUAAAAGUCAACGUGUAAUUUUUAGGUAUCUAUUUUUAUUAUCUAAUUAUUAUAGUUAAGAUUAUUAGUAUGAUGUAACUAGUGAGUCUGACUCUGAUUCUUAAGAUGAAGAUUUUUAAUUUAUUAGAAAUGAACAUGGAAAUAAUAAUAUAGAAUAAGAAAAAUAAUAAUCAACAAAUGAUUUUAGAACUAGAUAUAAAUUUAUUUGUCUCUUUACUGAAGGUAUUUGUAAUUUCAUCUAUAUUUUAGUAAAUAAAAAAAUGAGUGAGAAAUCUGAAUUAAAGUUAAGAUAAGUAUUGGAAAAGAAUUAAGUCGAUCUUAUGGUAUUCAAUAUUGCAAAUUAAAAUGCUAAUAUGUUAGAAUUGAAGAAAAUCUCUAAAAUCACUCCAAGAAGCAUAUUUGUAAAUGCAACAGCAAAUCUAGAAUAAUUAUUUGGUAAAUCACGAUAAAAUUAACUACAGAAAAAAAUGUAUUUAGAAUUUUUUUGA
This is a messenger RNA of Paramecium sonneborni, 4067 nucleotides long. NCBI's taxonomy places the organism in Eukaryota, Ciliophora, Oligohymenophorea, Peniculida, Parameciidae. The record is from the annotation of a GenBank genome assembly.